UACUCCAGAAAGGCAACAUCCAGAGCCCCAGUCUGCCAGUCUGCAAAGUUUAUCGCGCUCGGGUGGAUAACUCAGGAAAAGCACUGGUUUGGAGAAGAGCAAGGCGCGCGGAGGAAGACAGACAAACGGGAGAGUUGGGAAGUAUAGAUCCAGCUCGUGCGCUUUUGAUAACGUUGCAGCCUGGAAGUCACUUUAGACCUAUCGGAAUUUUGCACAAAUCCGGGAAAAAACGAGAAGAGUGUGCUUUACGUGAAACAGGACAGAAUGAUGACUAAGCCGUAUGGAAGCUGCCGGGACGUGGCUGAGCUGGCCAGUUCCCUGGGCUGGAUGGAUGAAGACCUGAGCUCCCAGGACGGCGAAGGCGCCCCCGAGGGGGUGCGGUUCGGGACGGACAGGUGCGACCGGGAGCUGGGGAGCGAGGACAUGGAGGAGGAAGAGGAGGAGGAGGAGGAAGAGGACGGGGUAGGGCCGGACGACGGGGAGAGGGCGCCCAAACGGCGGGGCCCCAAGAAGAAGAAGAUGACGAAGGCUCGGCUGGAGAGGUUCCGUGCCCGGCGCGUGAAGGCGAACGCCCGCGAGCGCUCGCGCAUGCACGGGCUGAACGACGCCCUGGAGAACCUGCGCAGCGUCAUGCCCUGCUACUCCAAGACCCAGAAGCUCUCCAAGAUCGAGACCCUGCGCCUCGCCCGCAACUACAUCUGGGCCCUGUCGGAGGCGCUGGAGGGCGGCCAGUCCACCGAGAGCCGCGGCUUCCUGGAGAUGCUGUGCAAGGGGCUGUCGCAGCCAACCAGCAACCUGGUGGCCGGCUGCCUUCAUCUGGGGCCCGCCCCCGCCCUGCUCGACCAGCUGGAGGACAAGGGCCAGGGCCCCCCCCUCGGCCAGCGGGGGCCCCCCCUCAGCUACCCCUCCCCCGGCCUGCCCAGCCCCCCCUACGGCUCGGUGGAGGCCGCCCGCCUGCUGCACGCCAAGCGCUAUAAUGGCGGGAGCUACGAGAACCCCUCCCCCGUGGAGGGCAGCACCGGCACGCCCCCCUACGACGGGCCCCUGACCCCGCCCCUCAGCGUCAGCGGCAGCUUCGCCCUCAAGCAGGAGCCGUCGCCCGGCGAGGCCGAGCGGAGCUUUCCCGCCAUCCACGGCGUCCGCUACCACCCCGCCCCCCACCCGUACGGGGGCCCCCCGCCGGGGCCCCACGCGCUCCCCGCCUACCCGCCCGCCCGCUACCCCCUGGCCCUGGACGGCCCCUUCGAUUCCCCGUUUGGCCCCGCCCACACCGCCGGCCCACUGGCGGGCACCGUUUACAGCGAGUGACGGGCGAGGGCCCGAUGGACCGGGGGAGGGGAUAAAGCGAGACUUCCUGUGUUUUUGACACGCCCCUUCCUGUCAAGGUGCAUUUAGGCUUCUUUCUGGCUCUGUUCCUGUACCCCACGGUGGACGGAUUCUGGGAAGAUAUGAAGAAAAGGCGCACGUCACCCAAACAUGCCCAUUUGCACUCUAGCACGUACAAUGCAACAGGUGCUACUCCGAUAGCACAAAACAUUACUGUGUUUUUAUAACGGUACUGCUGUCAGAGUGGUGGUGUGGUUUUGUGAUGUUGGUAUUAGUCAAUAACUGCUCUUAGUAGCAAUGUUUCUACAGCAUUUCUUUUUGUACCACUGUCCAUCAAAUGCAACUUUCCAUUUUGAUCUAGAUCGCCAUUUUUCUUCUUUUUCUCUAAAUGUGUUCACGAAACAUCCUACAAAUGUUAUUUGGCUAUUCAGAUUAUUUUUAUAUAAGGUAUCGUUAUAUUUAUACUUCAAGACAUUACUCAGGGCAGACUGUGGGAUUAAUUGAAAUUCCAGACAGUCUCACAGGCAUUGAAGGGGAGUUAUGCUGUGGACAUUUUGAACUCUACCCACAAUCCUUCAGUGCAUUUCACAAAUGAGAAUGUUUGUGAUGAUGAUUGGAGGACUGAUCUAAAUCAGUGGAGGAAACCAGCACUUCUGACCAACCCAACGUGGUCACCAGAAAACUAUGGUGUCCAUGGUUACAGCAUAUGAACUAUGACUGUGACAAAUAGCUGUCACUGAUUUUCAAAGACUAUGAUAUGUAUUUAUUGAUACUUUUAUUUACUAUUUAUUUGGAUUACUGUUGUGAUAUGUUGUUUUGCUGUUGUAUUUAGGAGUUUUUGAACUGUGUCUCUGAUUUGAAUCUACAAUGUCAGCUGCUAGCAACAUAUUUAAAUUAUUUAUUUUAAUUGUUACCUUGUUGUUUUUCUGUUUUUCCUAAUGAAAUUAUCAUUUGGGUCAAUUUUUAUUCCUUCUUGGCACUUAAGAAAAUGUUUUUAAAAUGCUGAAUUAUUUAUACUUAAAACACUGUUGAUUAGGUGUAGAAAAUUACAUUUAUGCUGUAAAACCUCACAUCUACUGGGUAUUAUAUAUUGCAUGUUUAUAUAAAAAUGUAUAUAUAUCAUACCCAAAAUGGGUUUCCCAUGAAAAUAUAGUCUUUCACAUGUAAGAGUAGAAAAGACUAAGCAAAUAAAAUGGUUUGAAAUCCAUGAAGUGAAAUCAAUUCCAGAUUUCACCAUCUAGUUUAUUACAGGAUUAUGAAUUAAGUCAAGCACUUGCAUCAUAUUCGAUAUUCACAGUAUGAUUUGAUUAGGUUGAAAAGUAUUACUAUUGGAUAGGUUUACAUUCAUGGAGAAAACAGCAUAAAAAUCAGGAUGUCUCUAUUGCCUGGAGUGCUGUAUUUACUGUAUUUAUUGUUGAUUGAUCAGACUGAAAAUCUAACUCGGAGUUAGCAUUCCCGGUUAUGGAUCUUUUGCAGCUUGUAUCGUCUUUUAAAAUGUGAAAAUAAGCAACACUUUGUUUUGACUGUGUUAGGACCAAACAGUUCUCACCCCCUGCCCUCCCCCCCCCCCCCCACGCCCUGACCCCCCCAUCCUGAGAAAGAAUGAAAAUGAUUUCGGUGUUAAGCCUCUUUUUGUCCAGUCCCUGCGCUUACAUACUUAAGCGGCUUAAACGUCACACAGAGGGACGAUGUGGAGAGAUGAGCGGGAGGGAGAGAAAACAUGCACAGAUCUGUCAAACGGACGGUUUAGUGAAGAGAGCCGCCCCGCAGUCGAGCCGUCCUGCAGCACACGGACGAAAAACAGGCUCGUAGCUACACUCCUAAAAACAGGCUCGUAGCUACACUCCUAAAAA
Messenger RNA from Anguilla rostrata (American eel), 3179 nucleotides. RefSeq names its product neurogenic differentiation factor 4-like. Gene Ontology annotation, cellular component: nucleus. The record is from RefSeq and is a predicted model, not a curated record. Lineage: Eukaryota; Metazoa; Chordata; Actinopteri; Anguilliformes; Anguillidae. The coding region runs from base 265 to 1308 and encodes 347 amino acids. The transcript has 2 exons. Gene Ontology annotation, biological process: axon development; camera-type eye development; positive regulation of transcription by RNA polymerase II. Gene Ontology annotation, molecular function: protein dimerization activity; E-box binding; DNA-binding transcription factor activity, RNA polymerase II-specific.